Messenger RNA from Coccinella septempunctata (seven-spotted ladybird), 557 nucleotides. RefSeq lists its product as uncharacterized. The transcript is spliced from 2 exons. The coding region runs from base 98 to 508 and encodes 136 amino acids. The record is from RefSeq and is a predicted model, not a curated record. Lineage: Eukaryota; Metazoa; Arthropoda; Insecta; Coleoptera; Coccinellidae. Gene Ontology annotation, molecular function: odorant binding.
AUCUUUCUUGUCUUAUCAAGGUUCCAUUGAUACUGCUUUAUAUUCUUUGGAAUUCGUGUCUAACAUUAGUCUUCAGUGUUGAUCAGAGUACGUCAAAAUGAAGUGGUUCCUUUCGUUCGCUGUCCUCCUUCUGUCUGUUUGCUGUGUGUUCAGCUUGAAGAUCGACUUACAACACGCAAGUACCCCCCACCAGGACUGUGCGCAUCACCAUCAUCAUUUUCCACAAGAAAAACUGGACAAACUCAACAAGGGAGAACCUGUAGAUCCUAAGGACGAAGAAAUUGCCUCACACUUGGUCUGUAUUCUGAAGGAACGUAAAUACCUAUCGGAAGAUGGAACGAUCAACAAAGACCUCGGCAAGGCCAGAAUCACUAAAGUUUUGGGCGAAGGAUCUGAAGAUAUCGACAAGGUGAUGAACUGUUUGGUGCAGCAUACUGACCAGAAAGAAACCGCAGUUACCUUCUAUAACUGCGUAGCACCUCUGAUCAAGAAGCACAAUUCUCAGUAAAAAUCAGCCGUUAACUCGAAAAAUCAAUAAUAUUAAAAAAUUUGAUAUA